UCCCAUCUCCUCCCGCUUUGCCUCUUUUAGAACGCACAAGACAGAGAGAGAGAAAGAGAGAGAGAAGAGAAGAGAAGAGAGACUCAUAAGCUCUCCCUCUCCCUCUUUCUCUUUAUAUAUUUUUAUAAAUACACAUUCUCAGAUUCUUUGCCUCCUCUCCUCUCCUCGACGUCGUUGAUUUGAGAAUAGAAGAAGAAAAGUUUUGGAUUUUUAAUAUAUAAUUUUUAAAAAAAAAGAAGAAGAAGAGAGAUGGGUUACAUAGGAGCACAUGGUGUAGCAGCGCUUCAUAGACACAAAUACAGUGGUGUGGAUCACUCUUAUCUCGCCAAAUACGUCCUCCAACCCUUUUGGAAUCGUUUCGUCAAAAUCUUCCCUCUCUGGAUGCCACCCAACAUGAUAACACUUACUGGGUUCAUGUUUCUCAUCAUAUCUGCGCUGUUAGGCUAUGUCUACUCCCCUCAGUUGAAUUCUCCUCCUCCUCGUUGGGUUCACUUGGUACAUGGACUACUUCUCUUUUUGUAUCAGACGUUUGAUGCGGUUGAUGGGAAGCAAGCACGAAGAACUAACUCCAGUAGCCCACUCGGAGAGCUCUUUGAUCAUGGUUGCGAUGCACUUGCUUGUGCGUUUGAAACGAUGGCGUAUGGGAGUACUGCUAUGUGUGGAAGAGACACGUUCUGGUUCUGGAUCAUUUCAGCUGUUCCAUUUAUUGGUUCUACAUGGGAAACCUAUUUUACCAAUAUACUUACUCUUCCGGUAGUCAAUGGUCCUACAGAAGGUCUUGCACUUAUAUACUGUGGUCACUUCUUCACAGCCAUUGUUGGUGCUGAAUGGUGGGCUCAGCAGUUUGGAGAGUCAAUCCCCUUGUUUAGUUGGGUGCCCUUCUUGAGCGAGAUUACUACAUCGAGAGUAGUACUAAUAACGAUGAUUGCUUUUGGUGUUAUACCAACAUUUGCAUUGAGCGUGUCGAAUGUAUACAAAGUUAUACAGGCAAGAAAAGGAAGCAUGUUUCUAGCAUUGUCUAUGCUGUUUCCCUUCGUUGGGCUACUUGCUGGAGUUUUGAUUUGGGACUACUUGUCUCCAACUGAUCUCAUAAGAAACUACCCUCACUUAGUUGUAUUGGGAACUGGUCUUUCAUUUGGAUUCAUUGUGGGAAGAAUAAUUCUAGCUCACAUAUGUGAUGAACCAAAAGGAUUAAAAACAAACAUGUGCAUGUCACUGCUUUACCUUCCCUUUGCACUAGCAAAUGCUCUAACCGCUAGACUCAACAACGGGGUUGCUCUUGUGGAUGAGUUUUGGGUUCUUCUUGGUUAUUGUAUAUUCACAAUGGCACUAUAUAUGCAUUUUGCAACCUCAGUCAUUCAUGAGAUCACUGCUGCACUUGGAAUCUACUGCUUCAGGAUUACGCGUAAAGAAGCUUGAAGGAAGCUUAAGGGAGGAUAAUGCAAAUCCCAACACGAAUCUUGAUAUUAUUUUUUUACUGAAAUUAAACGACUGAUCGAUAUAUUUUUGGAUGAAUAGCCUUUAAUGUUUUCAUUUUGUUUGGUCGAAAUAGGUAAUUCAUGUAGAACUAUUUUUGUAACGUUUUCUACGGAAAAGAAUGAUUUUUCGUGAUUAUUUAUUUAUGAAUUUGGUUAUAUU
Molecule: messenger RNA, 1638 nt
Organism: Raphanus sativus (radish)
Lineage: Eukaryota; Viridiplantae; Streptophyta; Magnoliopsida; Brassicales; Brassicaceae
Product: choline/ethanolaminephosphotransferase 2
Exons: 19
Coding region: 250-1419 (389 amino acids)
Biological process (GO): phospholipid biosynthetic process
Cellular component (GO): membrane
Molecular function (GO): phosphotransferase activity, for other substituted phosphate groups
Source: RefSeq, a predicted model, not a curated record